Messenger RNA from Triticum aestivum (bread wheat), 1095 nucleotides. RefSeq names its product very-long-chain 3-oxoacyl-CoA reductase-like protein At1g24470. The record is from RefSeq and is a predicted model, not a curated record. Gene Ontology annotation, molecular function: ketoreductase activity. Gene Ontology annotation, cellular component: endoplasmic reticulum. NCBI's taxonomy places the organism in Eukaryota, Viridiplantae, Streptophyta, Magnoliopsida, Poales, Poaceae. The transcript has 5 exons. Bases 1 to 1095 code for a protein of 364 amino acids.
AUGGCCCUUCUCGCCAUAGGCCUCCAUGCCGCCUUUGCCUCCGCGGCAACCUUCGUCAUGUGGCUGUAUCGCUCUUUCGUCCGGCCGGGAAGGGAUCUAGGCCGGCGCUAUGGCGCGUGGGCGGUGGUCACCGGCGCCACGGACGGCAUCGGUCGGGGCAUGGCCCUCGAGCUUGCGCGCCAGGGCCUACACCUGGUCUUGAUCGGGCGGAAUCCCGUGAAGCUCUCCCGUGUCGGCGACGAGGUCCAGAAGGCCGCGCCAUCCUGCAAGGUUAGGAGCGUGGUGUUCGACCUCGCCGGGGACGCGCCGAAAAUGUCUCGCGGUGUCGCGAGGGUGGCCGCGGCCGUGGAGGGGCUGGACGUGGGGAUCCUGGUGAACAACGCCGGCGCGACGUACCCUGGCGCGGCCUACUUCCACGAGGUGGAGACUCCAGUCUGGGAGGCGGUGGUGCGGGUGAACGUAGAGGCGGCCACGCGGAUCGCUGGCGUCGUCGUGCCCGCUAUGGCGAUGAAACGGAGGGGCGCCGUAGUCAACGUGGGGUCCGGAUCGUCGGUCGUGCUGCCGGCGUUCCCGCUAUACGCUGUGUACGCAGCAAGCAAGGCUGCAACCUUUGAGUCAACACUUAUGGAGCCGCUCGACGGCAACUUCUUGAUUUCAACUGCCAAAGAAGACAGGGAAAGUCGUACUAUUGCACCGUCCUUUAAAUGCCGAUGGUUCUACGUCGUACUCUGUUGUUGCAGUGUGCUUUGUUACAUGAAUAGAAAUUGUGGACGGUAUAUCGAUCAAUUUUCUCGAAGUCUAAGCAUUGAAUACAAACAAUAUGAAGUGGAUUUGCAGUGCCAGAUUCCCUUGUAUGUGGCCACCAAGAUGUCCCGAGUUGGCAACUCGUUGUUCAUACCAUCGCCGGAGGAGUAUGCCAAAGCCGCUGUUCGGUGCAUAGGUUAUGAGGCAGGAUGUGUCCCCUACUGGCGCCACUCGAUCCAGUGCUUUUUCGCGUCUCUGCUCCCAGAUUUGGCUCUUAAUGCUUGGCGUCUUCGAGUUGGCAUCCGGAAGAGACGGGAGAUGAAAGCUCCAUUGGGAGAGGAUGGCAGCUGA